Molecule: messenger RNA, 1738 nt
Organism: Fusarium redolens
Lineage: Eukaryota; Fungi; Ascomycota; Sordariomycetes; Hypocreales; Nectriaceae
Product: nife hydrogenase-like protein
Exons: 3
Coding region: 185-1591 (468 amino acids)
Biological process (GO): mitochondrial electron transport, NADH to ubiquinone
Molecular function (GO): quinone binding; NAD binding; NADH dehydrogenase (ubiquinone) activity
Source: RefSeq, a predicted model, not a curated record
CCCACCACCAAGAGCAAAGCUCCCAGGUUUCGACACAGAUCCCCGGACCGCGGGAGAUGACGGCCACUAUCACGAAGGCGAAUUCCCCCCAUCAACCUGCCAUUGACCUCGAGCCAGAGGCCCUCUCGGGAGACUCUACACAUCUCGUCUCACUAUCGGCCGUUCCCUCUCUGCUCCUCACACAAUGGCUUCCCUCCGACUCGCCAGCCGAGGCGCCAAGAGCCUGUGCAUGCGGCCAGCAACAUUCGCUGCCCGCCCUUUCUCGACGACCUGCCUGCGAAAGUACGCCGCCGCUGUCGAGCCCGUCGGCACCAGACUUGUCCCUGUUGACGAAGACUUCUCAUCCGCCCAAGAUGCCUAUGGCCUCUCCAAGCCCCGAAAAGCCGGUACCCGAAAGUCGCGCGAGAACUCCGUCCAGGACCGAAAGGUUCGACACUAUACCGUCAACUUUGGUCCUCAGCAUCCCGCUGCCCACGGUGUGUUGCGUUUGAUUCUCGAGCUCAAUGGUGAAGAGAUCGUCCGAGCCGACCCCCACGUCGGUCUGCUGCACCGAGGUACUGAAAAGUUGAUCGAGUACAAGACAUAUCUCCAGGCUCUGCCUUACUUUGACCGACUUGACUAUGUCUCUAUGAUGACCAACGAGCAGUGCUUCUCUCUUGCUGUUGAGAAGCUUCUCAACGUUGAAAUACCUGAGCGAGCCAAGUUUAUCCGAACUCUGUUUGGCGAGAUCACCCGUAUUCUUAACCAUCUGAUGUCCGUUCUCUCACACGCUAUGGAUGUUGGCGCUUUGACACCCUUCCUGUGGGGUUUCGAAGAGCGUGAGAAGCUCAUGGAAUUCUACGAGCGUGUUUCUGGCGCCCGUCUCCACGCUGCCUACGUUCGACCCGGUGGUGUUCAUCAGGAUAUUCCCGUUGGACUUCUCGACGAUAUUUACCAGUGGGCUACCCAAUUCGGCGACCGAAUCGACGAGACCGAGGAGAUGUUGACUGAUAACCGUAUCUGGAUCGAGCGAUUGAGGGGUGUCGGUGUUGUUCCCGCCACUGAGGCCCUGAACCUUUCCUUCACUGGUGUUAUGCUUCGAGGUUCUGGUGUUCCUUUCGAUAUCCGAAAGAACCAGCCCUAUGACGCCUACGACCAGGUCGAGUUCGACGUUCCUGUCGGAACUAAUGGUGACUGCUACGACCGAUACCUCUGCCGAAUGGAGGAGUUCCGACAGUCUCUUCGCAUUAUCCACCAGUGCCUCAACAAGAUGCCCGCAGGUCCCGUCCGUGUUGAGGAUUACAAGGUCUCUCCUCCUCCUCGAUCCGCCAUGAAGGAGAACAUGGAGGCUCUUAUUCACCACUUCUUGCUCUACACCAAGGGCUACGCUGUUCCUCCUGGUGAGACCUACUCUGCCAUUGAGGCCCCCAAGGGUGAGAUGGGUGUGUACGUCGUUUCUGAUGGUAGUGAGCGACCAUACCGAUGCCACAUUCGCGCUCCUGGUUUUGCCCACUUGGGUGGCUUCGAUCACGUCUCCAAGGGUCACUUGCUUGCUGAUGCUGUGGCGGUUAUUGGUACUAUGGAUCUAGUGUUCGGUGAGGUCGACAGGUAAAGCAUUUUCGAAAAGAAAGAAGAUUAGAAUGGGUUUCUUUUGUUUGUAAUCAUAGCUGAUAGGGGGACCACGGUAAAUACUCCCAAACGUCGUGUGCUCGAGCGAGAAGCUAUGUAGAGGUGACGCGUGUUCUGAAAUAGCAAUGAA